GACACAUCUUUGGCGUCGAACCAUCGCGACGACGACGCCGACGACGACGACGACGGAACGUGCCCCGAGGCACAGCGCCACCACCACUGUAGGGCGGACGCCUUUCUCCCACGAAGGAAAACAACCCUUUUUUUUAUUCUCUCUCUUCUCGACUGGAGCCGGCGCAUUGGUGAGCGUGUAGCUCUCCGUGCGCUGCAGCAAACCCGGCCCCCCGGCUCCAGGAGCCAUGAAUACCUCACUCGGCCUCGUCCCUUCGCGAUCCCUCCUCCACCUCGGCCUGCGCGUUUCCAGUCGCCGCGCCGUGAGCACCAGCUGCAGCGUCUCCGUGGCCGCCGCCGCGUCCCGACUCCUCUCCGCAUGCACGACCCUCCGCAAACCCGUCUCCAGCAGGCCACACGCGCCAUGGCCGACGCUCCGCCAAACCCAAUGGCCCUCCCCGGGCCUCGCCGCGACGUCUAACCUCCCGGCACGGAGAUGGGUCUCCUCCUCCUCCUCCUCCUCCUCCUCCUCGCCCAAGCCCGAUGCCAAGAACGAACCCAAGAAGGACGAGCCCAUCCUCCGAGACUACGUCGAUCUCCCGCUGGACUACAAGGACAAGAUCGGCCUGCGCUUCCGCGCCACCGACCUCUCCCCCGCCGAGACCAAGGCCGUCUUCGGCCCCUCCAUCAAGGCCGCCGCCGCGAACCGCCUGCUGCGCAUCAUGCACGGCCGCCGCGUCGCCGGCACCCUCGACGACCCGGCCUUCGCCGUGAACACGGCCGCCUUCACGCCGCAGCAGCGCGACACCGCCCUCGCGUACCUCCGCAAGACCGUCCCGGUCGACGAGGUCCUCAACGCCGGCCUACGCGCCGAGGACGAGCUCGCCGCGCUGGAGGAGGAGCUGGCCGAGCGCGCCGACGAGGACUCCUCCCUCAAACACGACGACGCCGAAAGCGCGGCCCGCAAGGGGGGCUACGAGGCGGACCCGGUGUACGGCUACAGCGCCCUCGACGCGAUCCGCGCCAAGAACCAGGCCAGGGCCGCCGAGGAGGAGGAGGAGGAGAAGCAGCGGCUCGCCGAGGAGGCCGAGCAGAAGGACAAGGGCGUCGAGGGCGCGGGCGGCGGCGCCCUGGCGACCCUGGGCGUCAAGCGCCCGCCCAUGAGCCCGCGCAUGCAGCGGUGGACCGAGGAGGCGACGUCGGACCUCGCGGCCCCGCCGCCGCUGACGCUCGCCGAGCGGCUUCUCCCCUCGGUCGCCGGCGUCCUGCUGCUGGUCGGUGCGCUCUCGGCCCUCGCCAUGGUCUACACGCCGCCCCGCGACGCCGACCGGCUGUUCCCCGAGGUCUCGGCCUCGACGGCGACGGUCGGCGCCCUCAUCGGCCUCAACGCGCUCGUGUCGCUCGCGUGGCGCGUGCCGCCGCUGUGGCGCUUCCUGAACCGCUACUUCGUGCUGGUGCACGGCAUGCCGCGCGCCGUCACCAUGCUCACGGCCAACUUCUCCCACUCGUCGCUCGGCCACCUGGCCACCAACAUGGUCGGGCUGUGGUUCGUCGGCACCGCGCUGCACGACGAGGUCGGCCGCGCCAACUUCCUGGCCAUCUACCUCGCCUCCGGCGCCGUCGGCCUGCUCGCCAGCCUGACCGUCUUCACGCUGCGCGGCCUGCUGACCGUCUCCACCGUCGGCGCGUCGGGCGCCGUCUUCGGCGCCACGACGGCCUACUUCUGGAUGCACCGCUUCGACUCCUUCAAGGUGCUCGGCAUGCCGCCGGACCCCAUGAACGGCCCGCAGGGCCUCGGCUUCAUCGCCCUGAUCCUCGGCUUCCACGUCUACGCCUUGUUCCGCCGCGGCCGCCAGACCAUCGACCUGACGUCCCACCUGUUCGGCAUGCUGGCGGGCCUGGUCGGCAUCGAGCUCGUGACGCGGAAGGAGGAGGUGUCGAGGGAGGACGGGCUGAAGGGGAAGAGGGAGGACCUCGUGAAGGACGCGCUGCCCCACGAGGGCCGUGGCGACGACAAGGCGUGAUCUGGUGUGCCUGGGAGGGGGAGGUGGAGAUUUGCUCUCUGCGGGAGGGAGACACGUGUAGUAUAGCGAGUUUAUUGGAGCAGCCCGACUCGGGCGACGAAGAGCCUUGUGAAGGAAGAAAUCUUUAGACUCUUUCUUGUACGUUAUAAAAUGGAUGGCAUUUGAAUACCAACCUCAGUUCCCCA
This is a messenger RNA of Colletotrichum navitas, 2187 nucleotides long. RefSeq lists its product as uncharacterized. The record is from RefSeq and is a predicted model, not a curated record. Lineage: Eukaryota; Fungi; Ascomycota; Sordariomycetes; Glomerellales; Glomerellaceae. The coding region runs from base 227 to 2002 and encodes 591 amino acids. Gene Ontology annotation, molecular function: serine-type endopeptidase activity. The transcript has a single exon. Gene Ontology annotation, cellular component: membrane.